Monoraphidium neglectum is the source of this 213-nucleotide messenger RNA. RefSeq lists its product as hypothetical. NCBI's taxonomy places the organism in Eukaryota, Viridiplantae, Chlorophyta, Chlorophyceae, Sphaeropleales, Selenastraceae. The transcript is spliced from 2 exons. The record is from RefSeq and is a predicted model, not a curated record. Bases 1 to 213 code for a protein of 70 amino acids.
AUGGUCAACGGCCAGGAGCUGUCGCCGAUGGACAACGUGGAGGUUGGCGUGGGGGCAGAGAUCACAUUUGGCGAUGAGUACCUGGCGCGCUUCCAGCUGGAUUUCGCCUCGGACGCACCCACCCCCGCCAGCUCGGGCGCCGCGGCCGCGCCGGCCAGCGGCCUGCAGAACAGCGGCACCGUGGUGCUCGGGUCGGAGGAGGGCGGCAGCUAG